AUGCCCGACAGCCUGAGCGGUGCCUUUGUAAAUGUGCAAAACAGUGACUACGUGUUGGCGACGUACAGAGACGGCGAUCACGAGAGGAUCAAAGGCAAGGCCUUCGACCAGACCAACAAACACAGGUGGACCGCUGAGAACUCGAAAGACAAGGACGAGUGUCUGUGGACGGUCAAGAACCAAGAUACUGAAGAUUAUAUGACAUGGAACUCGAGCAAACAAGUCCUCAUGAGCAACAGUAAGCACUUUUGGAAAUUGAACUUCAAAGGCGACAAAUUUGCAUUCCAAAUCCCCAACGACCCCAGCGAGGACGAUCAAGCCUUCUACUCUUUAGAACUUGAGGAUGAUGGAUCGGUCACCCUCAACGACCAGCAAGAGCCACCCACCGAUAAGCAGCUGUGGACAGCCGAGAAUGAAUGA
Molecule: messenger RNA, 420 nt
Organism: Suillus bovinus
Lineage: Eukaryota; Fungi; Basidiomycota; Agaricomycetes; Boletales; Suillaceae
Exons: 5
Coding region: 1-420 (139 amino acids)
Source: RefSeq, a predicted model, not a curated record